UAACAAAGGAAAUAAAAAAAUUCCACAUUUCGCUGUUUAUUUGACAGUAGGUUGUGGCACUCUUUAUUGCAAAAAAAAAAAUUUAGGCAGAGCAAUUUCUGGCCCACCUUCAUUCACCGAACAAGCCACGUACUCAGUGUGGAAUACCACUCACAAUGUCCAGCCCUGCUAAUGUCAUAAAAUUCCUGCACAUUAUUGAAAAUCUCAAGAGAACGAAGCGAACAGGUUGGGUGGACAAUGGAAUCCGACAACCUGAAUCCAUCGCCGAUCAUAUGCACCGAAUGGGAGUCAUGGCCAUGUUGAUUAAUGACCCAGCACUGGACCGUGAAAAGUGUAUCAAAAUGGCAAUUGUUCACGAUCUUGCCGAAGCCGUUGUGGGUGAUAUCACACCACACGCCGGUGUUAGUAAGGAGGAAAAGUUCAGACAGGAACGAGAUGCCAUUCAAGGCUACAAGACCUUAUUAGACGAUCAGAUGGUUGCUCAGGAAAUUGCCCAGUUGUGGCAGGAAUAUGAAGACGCUACCACACCUGAGGCAUUGCUGGUUAAAGACCUAGACAAGUUUGAGAUGAUUGUACAAGCCAUGGAAUAUGAGAAAUCCGACAAUAAGAAACUUCAAUCCUUCUUUAAUUCGACAAAGGGAAAAUUCACACAUCCUACAGUCAAGGCAUGGGCAGAAGCAUUGUACGCAGAGAGGAAACAACACUUUGGAGAAGAGGAGUAAGUCAGGUUUUCCUUGCUUCUCAGAGCAGCUGCCGAAACCAUCCCCAUUCAUCUUGACCACAACGGUCUAUUC
Umbelopsis ramanniana AG is the source of this 794-nucleotide messenger RNA. RefSeq lists its product as uncharacterized. The coding region runs from base 156 to 722 and encodes 188 amino acids. Lineage: Eukaryota; Fungi; Mucoromycota; Umbelopsidomycetes; Umbelopsidales; Umbelopsidaceae. The record is from RefSeq and is a predicted model, not a curated record. The transcript is spliced from 6 exons. Gene Ontology annotation, cellular component: cytoplasm. Gene Ontology annotation, molecular function: 5'-deoxynucleotidase activity.